Coturnix japonica (Japanese quail) is the source of this 1686-nucleotide messenger RNA. It is a transcript of the gene COQ5, whose product is annotated as coenzyme Q5, methyltransferase. Gene Ontology annotation, biological process: ubiquinone biosynthetic process. Gene Ontology annotation, molecular function: 2-methoxy-6-polyprenyl-1,4-benzoquinol methyltransferase activity. Lineage: Eukaryota; Metazoa; Chordata; Aves; Galliformes; Phasianidae. The record is from RefSeq and is a predicted model, not a curated record.
CGCCGAGGCGGGGCCUGGUGUGGGGCCUGGUGGGGCGAUGUCCCGCUUACCGGGCUGUGAUUGUGGCUGUGUUUGUGGCUGUGAUUGUGGCUGUGCCGCCUUUGUUUGGCCUUCCCCGUUUGUUUUUCCUCACGGCUGAACCGCCCGAAUGUGGUUCUGUGAACGGUGCGCUGCGGCCUAAGGAUCGGUGCUGCGGCCGGGGCUGCCGGCCUCCUUCAACGCCUCCAAGAUGGCGGCGGGGCUGUUCCCGUGCCGCUCGCUGCUGUCCCGCCGUAUCGGGGCUGUGCGGGCGCUGCUCGGGGCCGCGCGGGGCCGGACCGAGGGGCCGCAGACGCACUUCGGCUUCCAGAACGUGUCCGAGGAGGAGCGGAGGGAGAAAAUUUACCAGGUCUUUGAAAACGUGGCCGAAAAAUACGAUGUAAUGAAUGACUCCAUGUCGCUGGGGAUCCAUCGGGUGUGGAAGGACGUCCUCAUGCACAAAAUGAAUCCUUCCCCAGGAACGCUCCUUGUGGAUGUUGCUGGUGGAACAGGUGACAUCGCCUUUCGAUUCCUUAAUUAUGUUCGUGCUGUACGAGAACGUCAGCUCCAGCAGAAGCUGAGGCAGCACCAGAAUUUGUCAUGGCAGGAAAUUUCAAAGAGUUACCAGGAAGAGAAAAGUAAUCCAUUGGGGGAUUCCCAGGUUGUGGUCUGUGAUAUUAACAGAGAAAUGUUAAAAGCUGGGAAGCAGAGAGCGCAGCAUCUUGGCUACUCUGAAGGUUUGUCCUGGGUGCUUGGGAAUGCUGAAGAGUUGCCCUUCGAUGAUGACAAGUUUGAUGUUUACACAAUUGCCUUUGGAAUAAGAAAUGUUACUCGUAUUGAUUUGGCACUUCAGGAGGCCUAUCGAGUUCUGAAGCCAGGAGGGCGAUUUCUCUGCCUUGAAUUUAGUCAUGUCAGCAACCCUAUCCUUUCCAGGCUCUAUGAUCUGUACAGUUUCCAGGUUGUCCCUGUUCUGGGUGAGGUUAUUGCUGGUGACUGGAAGUCUUACCAGUAUCUUGUGGAGAGCAUCCGGCGCUUCCCCCCCCAGGAGGAGCUGAAGGCGAUGAUAGAAGAUGUGGGGUUUCUAAAAGUGGAUUAUGAGAACUUAAACUCUGGCAUUGUCGCCAUUCACUCAGGUUUCAAACUGUGAGUCUCCUGUGUAGUGAAACACAGCAAGUAUGAUUUUUUUGAGGGAUCUGAAAGCUCUGGAAUUGUAACUAUCAAGAUAAAAGAUUAAAGUCUUAAGAACGCAUGCAGCAGAUCUUUGCUCAGCAGUCAGAUCCAAAGGACAUCACUUACUGUUUUCUCCUCAAGAGACUUGAGGGUGAAGUGAAUUCUGUGGCCAUUUUCUUAUCCUUGAAUUUCCCUUCCGAGUUCAUAAAGGACAAGGACAAAAUUGAGCAGUGCUAAUGAAUGGGCCGGCUUCAUCACAGCUGCUGUGGAUACAAACAGACUGUUUAGUCUACAAAUAAGAUUCCUCCUUUCUCUUGCUGAGGUUCAAGGAGGCUAUUGUAGCAGUGAGAAGUUACUUGGAUUUAUUAAAUCUGUAUUGAAAUCUGGUUGCCCUUCAGUCAUAUGGACUUUAAUGGACUUUUCUGUGUUCUUCUGACUUUUUUCAAACAGACGAAAAGCUUGUGAAAUAAAAGCUCUCAAUCAGCUACUUUCACUUAA